Messenger RNA from Liolophura sinensis, 1449 nucleotides. Its product is annotated as protein downstream neighbor of son homolog. The record is from RefSeq and is a predicted model, not a curated record. The transcript has 10 exons. Gene Ontology annotation, biological process: nuclear DNA replication. Bases 1 to 1410 code for a protein of 469 amino acids. Lineage: Eukaryota; Metazoa; Mollusca; Polyplacophora; Chitonida; Chitonidae. Gene Ontology annotation, cellular component: nucleus.
AUGGUUAGGGUUGAAUACGUUAAAGAGAAAGAGAUUCAGUUCAUGCAGAGGCCAUGCAAAGUUACAAGGACAGAUGAAGAUGUGCCACAACCUAGACAGACAACUGAACCUAAGGGUUCAGGGUCUGAGAGAAGAGGUCAGCUAGGGACAGGCUGGAGUAGAGGGGAUGAGCCACCCAUAGACUGGUGUUUGAAGCAGAAAGUACGCUUCAUGUCACCCAAGUCCUUCUCCUGGUGCUGUACGCUCAAAUCUCUAGAGGAGGCACAGGGCUUGAAUGAUUUCAUUACCAAGCUCAAGGAACCAAAGGUAGAUAUUACAGAGUGCGGACAGUCAUCAGGGAAGGAGUUCCAGAGAAGUAUAAUGUACUGGAUCCACCCUAGCCUGCCCUGGGUGAAGCUCUUCCCUAGGAUGACUGGAGAUAACAACAGAGUCAGUCGUGCCGCUCUGAUGACCACAGAUGAUGAUGUGCUGGCAGCUCUCAGGACAGACUGGGCAGAAAGCUUCACUUCUGCGUUUUACCUGGUGAGGGCGAGGUACUGUCCUUACAUCUACCUGUGUGCCCAUCAAUUCACAGCCAUGUUCCUGACGACAGGUACCCAGCAGGAGACACUGCGGGGUGUGGUCACACCCACUACCCGGGGCUUCAGAGAAGCAUUAGCUAAUGAAGGAAUUGAGUUCACAUUGCCAUUGUUGGAGAAGCAGAGAGUGGAUAGUGAGGGCAACUCUGUGGAGAAUGGGGUUGAGAAGAAAGAAUCAGGGACGGGCGACGAGGACCUGGAUAACGAGGAUGAUACUGCAGCCUCAGUGUGGCUGGAGAGCAUUGGACUGAACAAGGCUAACUUUCCCUCCCUCGAUCCCAACAAAGUCAAGAUACAGCGUGAAUGUUUCAGAGCUAUAGACAAUCGACCUCAGUCAUUGGUCCAUGUGGAGGGCAGCAAUGUCCAGGCUUUGUUCAACUUCCUUUUGAACUGGCGUAGUUGUGUGGCCAGCAGUGGGCCUCAGACAGGCCUCCCACCAACCAUCCUGUCGCCUGUGGGAUUUAGGGGGGCCACACUCAAGUCUCUCAAGGUGAAGCAGUCAUCCGUGAAGCAGCAAGAUGAAGCUGGUGUGGUCACCAGUUAUGGAGUGCUGGAGGUGUCUGGUCCAAUCUUACCUCAAAACCUCCAGGCUAUCUCACAGCUGUUUAAGUCCACACAGGAUGGGGAGUACACGGCUACCUUCCACAACCACGAGGCCACUGUACCAUUCAAUGCUGCCUUCCACAGCUCCACGCAGGGCAAUGAUAAUGCAAGUCCACCACACCAGUCCAUAACCACUGAAUUGAACACUGACACUCAAGGAACACCCCAAACUGGGACUGUGAAAGAACUUGAAUUUUCCCAGAGUAAAUUCUUCUGGAAGUGCUACUAGUAUUAAUGAGGAUAUAGAUGUAUGCUUUAAAAUGAUAGG